UUCACAAAAGCAGAAUUUUGUGAAGUGCGGAGUCCAGAUUGUGGAGUCAAAUCUUGGGGAGUGCGGAGUGAAAUUUGACCUUCCCCGUUUCACCAAAUUUUACUCCGCGAAAGGUCAUCGCUCGAAACUCUGCACUCUACAUAUUUUUUUGCAAAGUGAUCGGACACUCUACAACUGGCUUUUUUGUGUUUCUCUUUAUGAUUUUUAUCAACAUAAAUUAAGUGCAGACGAUUUUAGCCGUAUUUGUUCAAAUUAUUACCCCAAUUAAAUGAGUUGUAAAAUUCGUAGUUGUUAAUUUGUCCUGUGGAAAAAAGUGCAUCAUAAAACAAAGCUUAAUUUGGAGUGUUAUCUCAGCCACUGAAAAUUUUGUCACCAUCUACAGAAGUAAGUCCGUCUUCAUCUUUGUGGUGUUUAUACUUCACGUUUACUGAUUAUGUACCAUUUGUACCAGAAUGGAUAUCAACGAGUUAUAUUUCUCGGAUAAUGAAGAGAACAACCCUCAACCAAGGGUUUAUCGUCCAAGGGUAAAUUUUGAUGAACGCUUCAUCAGUGAUUUUCAAUUUAGAGAAAAGUUCCGACUUCGGCGAGCAGAAGCUGAGUUUAUUGUAGAGAAAAUUGGACAGAAUCUCAUAAAUUCAGAAAAAAAUAUGGCCUUAACUCCACGGCAGCAACUACUCGUUGCACUUCACUGGUUAGGUUGUGGCAGCCCUUACCAUUGUGUUGCUGACAUGCAUGGAAUUGGAAAGUCAACGGUAUGCAGAAUUGUUAGACGUGUUGUGGACUCAACAAUUGAAAUCAUGUUUCAAGAUAUAGUGCAUUGGCCGGAUAAUACGGACGACAUUGCCCAAGAAUUUUUAAGGAUUGGGGGCUUCCCUUCUGUGGCAGGCUGUGUGGAUGGCACACUAAUCAAAAUUGAUUCGCCCAACAUAAACGAAGAACAAUUUGUAGAUCGGCACGGGAAUCAUUCGCUAAAUUGUAUGGUUAUAUGUGGCCCCGACUAUUCGUUCUACUUUAUCUCCAGCCGCUGCCCGGGUUCAACACAUGACGCUAGAGUCCUCCGCCGAUAG
Messenger RNA from Folsomia candida, 1067 nucleotides. Its product is annotated as putative nuclease HARBI1. The record is from RefSeq and is a predicted model, not a curated record. The transcript has a single exon. Bases 453 to 1067 code for a protein of 204 amino acids. NCBI's taxonomy places the organism in Eukaryota, Metazoa, Arthropoda, Collembola, Entomobryomorpha, Isotomidae.